Messenger RNA from Exophiala xenobiotica, 1002 nucleotides. RefSeq lists its product as uncharacterized. The record is from RefSeq and is a predicted model, not a curated record. NCBI's taxonomy places the organism in Eukaryota, Fungi, Ascomycota, Eurotiomycetes, Chaetothyriales, Herpotrichiellaceae. Bases 1 to 897 code for a protein of 298 amino acids. Gene Ontology annotation, molecular function: monoatomic ion channel activity. The transcript is spliced from 4 exons. Gene Ontology annotation, biological process: monoatomic ion transport. Gene Ontology annotation, cellular component: endoplasmic reticulum; plasma membrane.
AUGGGUAACCAAGCACUUCAGAUCAAUGGCAUGACGAACACGGUCAAUACCAACAAUCAUAUAACGCGUCGCGGAAGUGACUGGUAUUUUACAGUCUGCGCUGUGAUGGCGGUUUCGACGCUGGUGUUCAUGGGUCUAUCCUUCAAAAAGACCCGCUCUCAACGCAUCUUUCAUUAUAUCACGGCUGCAAUUACCUUGGUAGCUGCAAUCGCGUACUUCAGUAUGGGCUCCAACCUGGGCUGGACUGCUAUCCAGGUCGAAUUCGAGCGCGGCGACCCCAAGGUAGCUGGGAACAUGCGCCAAAUCUUCUAUGUUCGCUACAUUGAUUGGUUCAUCACGACACCUCUCCUGCUUGCCGAUUUACUAUUGACCUGCGGUUUGCCGACGCCGACUAUUCUCUAUGUGAUCUUAGCCAAUGAGGUCAUGGUCGUGACUGGCCUCGUUGGUGCGCUGGUGAAGAGCUCUUAUAAAUGGGGCUUCUUCACCUUCGGUACCGUUGCAUUCCUGUUCGUGGCAUAUUCCGUUGUCAUCGAGGGCCGUGCAUAUGCCCGCAUCCAUGGUGCCGACAUUCAGAAAAUCUACACUCUUUGCGGUGUCUGGACCAUUUUCUUGUGGUUCUUGUACCCUAUUGCCUGGGGUCUGUCUGAAGGCGGCAAUGUUAUUCCUUCCGACAGUGAGGCUAUCUUCUAUGGGGUUUUGGAUCUUCUUGCUAAGCCUGGUUUCGGUGCUCUCCUUCUGUGGGGUCAUCGCAACAUCGAGGUCGAGCGACUGGGAAUUUCCAUUAGAGACCCUAAGUCGAGCUUUAGCCACCGUACAGAGAAGGCUUCUCACCCUGACACCUACAUCGACAACGUCAAUCACCAAGACGCUGAUGCCGUUCAGCCAGCGCCCGCGUGAAAUGGGAGCCACUGGCCAAGGACAAGGUAGAGACGGGUCCGUUGAUGGAACGUCCUAGUCGGCGGCCCAGCCCAUCUAUGCUUACGGAGGACAAAACGACAUGCU